Molecule: messenger RNA, 481 nt
Organism: Ectocarpus sp. CCAP 1310/34
Lineage: Eukaryota; Phaeophyceae; Ectocarpales; Ectocarpaceae
Source: the annotation of a GenBank genome assembly
AUGGAAGAGACGGUAGCUCUGGGCGCACGUACUAGGGGCGCGAAGCCGCUGGCGGCGGUUGGGAUUUGGGCAGUCAGUGUAGUUCGCGGAGUGCAGUUCUCGGGAGUCGAGAGGACAUGUCUCCAGCUUUGCUCCACGCCAAACAUGGCCAUCACGAGGAACAUGUCCUCCUCUCCAGCUAGCGCGCACAACACAGCAAGCAGUAGAACCUGCAUGCACUCAUCAUACCACUCGUAGCGGAUUCUACCUCGCGCAAGGCGCGCCAUCCCCUCGCUCCGUGUCGGGUGCUGUGAUGAGGGAGCGCGACCGUUGGGUUUCCCGGCGGUGCAGCGGUGCAGCUGGGGUUGAAUGUUUUUUAACUUGAGGCUGCGCCGCUGCUGGCCUUCGCCAGGCAACGUGCGGCGGAAUAUUUUUUCGUGUCAGUUUACCACCCGUUACCUUUUUUGGCGUCAAUUUGCCAACCGUCACUCUUUUUGGUGUC